AGACGAAGGAUCCCAACAAUCCCCCAAAAACAAAGAAACGAGAUCUGAGAAUCUCCUCGGACAAAACCCAGAUACUCAUACGCUCGUAUACAGAAUCGAACAAAACACACAUAAAGACGUACGUGCGUAUUUACAUCGAUAUAGACCGAAAUAAAUAUGAGCAGAGAGAUUUGUGUAGGGACACUGCGGUGUAUCAGAUGGUCAGAAGUACCCAAAGUAUCACGAAAUAUCUGUGACCACCCUUGUAUAUUUAGCAACCCAGCUGCUCCUUAAUCUUCAUUCUUAUCUUUACAUCUUUACAAAAUAUUACUACAUUGUUAAGACCUCUUGUCUUGUCUCUCUAUAUAUACAGCCACAUUGUUUGUUUGUUUAUUUCGUUGUAAGUUGUGGAGAUGGAUGUUUCGGCUUCGUUGGUGGAUGGUGGUCGUGUGGAAGGGGAUGUGCAAGAGCUUCAUGUUCUGGCUGUUGAUGAUAAUCUCAUUGAUCGUAAAAUCGUCGAAAAACUGCUUAAAAACUUCUCUUGCAAAGUGACUACUGCAGAAAAUGGUUUGAGGGCACUAGAGUAUUUGGGAUUAAGAGAUGAUCAUCAAGAUACUUUGAGUGGCAACGGUUCAAAGGUGAAUAUGAUAAUAACAGAUUACUGUAUGCCAGGAAUGACAGGCUACGAGCUACUCAAGAAAAUUAAGGAAUCAUCCAUGUUGAAGGAAGUUCCAGUUGUGAUAAUGUCAUCUGAGAACAUUCCAACUCGGAUCAACAAGUGUCUAGAAGAAGGAGCUCAGAUGUUCAUGCUUAAACCCCUCAAGCAAUCCGAUGUGAAGAAACUGAGAGGUCAACUGAUGAAAUGUGGAAGCUGAUCAAGUCGUCGAGGAAAUUAGAGAAGAUGCCUUAAAGAAUACACAAGCUGGGGAAAAGCCAAAUGGUGAUAAGGAUCAUUAUCGAUUCUUAUACACAUUAAAUAUCUUUGCAGUUUUUCCCUUUAAGCUAGUAACCGUUCUUGAGGAUCCUCUUCACGAACUUGUAUGAAAAAAAAAAGCAACCUUGCGCUGAUAUGAAUUUAAUGUAGUCUGUUCUUAUCUGAUCUAGUAAAUGAAAUUUUGAAUAUUGUCUAGGAUUCUUCAAUUUU
Daucus carota subsp. sativus is the source of this 1123-nucleotide messenger RNA. Its product is annotated as two-component response regulator ARR17. Bases 393 to 854 code for a protein of 153 amino acids. NCBI's taxonomy places the organism in Eukaryota, Viridiplantae, Streptophyta, Magnoliopsida, Apiales, Apiaceae. Gene Ontology annotation, biological process: cytokinin-activated signaling pathway; phosphorelay signal transduction system. The transcript has 5 exons. The record is from RefSeq and is a predicted model, not a curated record.